Molecule: messenger RNA, 582 nt
Organism: Camelina sativa (false flax)
Lineage: Eukaryota; Viridiplantae; Streptophyta; Magnoliopsida; Brassicales; Brassicaceae
Molecular function (GO): zinc ion binding
Source: RefSeq, a predicted model, not a curated record
CUUUCUCUUUCUCUGCGAAGGCGUUCUUCAAUUAGGGUUCUUUCUCUUCGAAGAAAUCAAAUGGAUAAUCAAAGAAGAGGUUUCCCCAAGAGAUGUCAAUGUGGAGAACCUGUUGUUUUGAAGACAUCGACAACUGCUAAAAAUCCUGGAAGAUUGUUUCAUGGGUGUCCGUUUGGAAGGGAUGGGAAUUGGUAUCAUACAUUUAAAUGGACCGAUACGUCUAUGGUCGAAGAGAUCGAGGACUUGAUUGAGAAAGUGGAGAACAUUGAUGGAGCUGCAAUGACAUUGCAGAAGGGUGUCAAUGCUUGCGAAUCUCAGAUUGAUACUCUCGCCAUGGAGACUCGUGUGCAUUUGGGUGUGGUUGAGAAGGAGGUCGAAGAGAUGAAAAUGCAACUAAGAAGCUUGAAGAACAUUGUUGGCUUUGUUAUGGUUAUGGUUUUGUUUUUCAUGUGUAUGUAUUGAAUAUGUGAGUUAAAAAGUGGUUGUAUGAGAGUAACUAGUUUGGAUGUUUAGAGAAAAAUAUGGCUUGUAAGACUGUUUGUUUGUAUGAAAGGUAAUGGAAAAAGAACAAGACAUAUGACA